UGAAAAGUCCGCUCGCUGGUUGUGCGGUGAUAGGCGAUUUUUCACCCGUUAUAUCGAGUGGCGUACGUAGUUUAUAUACGUGCAUUUGGGAUUUUUUAACACCGUGUUAUCGAAGGGAAGGGACGAAACUUAUUCGAUUGAUGUAAUAAUUUAACAUACGUUGCGUGGAAAAACUAACGAUUGUAGGAGGGUGAAACUUACCCUGUAACGAAGUGUGCAAAAUAUUGUAUUUCUUGAGUGAAAGAAUAAAGUGCAAAAAGGGAAUAUCCGCCUGCAGUGAAAAGUGUUUCCGAAACCCGUAUAUUUAUUUAUUUUUUUUUUCUUGUUUGUUCUUUAUUUUCUGAAAUUGUGUCGCCGUUUCGCGAGUGCUGCGACGUUGCUACACUUUAUCAUCGCUGCGCAUGCAGUCGCUUCAACUGUUCAAGUGCAGGUGACGUGUAAAGCCGAAACGGAAACGGAUGAAACAACGGCUGGAAAGUUUACCCGCGGGAACGUGAAAACAUUAGUUAAAAAAAAAGAAAAAAAACGCGUGGAUGAUAAAAAAUUUAUAGAAACCAAAAAAAGAAAAAAAGAAAACAAACAAAAGCGACACCACCCACUGGGAUACCCAUGUAUAAUGCAACGGCACACCUUUGCGUGAAUAAAAAGUUUGGUUCGACCUGCGGUUUAAAGUGACAAAGAGCCAGAGGUUUUCGGUUACGUCCGGUGAAGAGCGACCGGAAACCGUUUUUACACGACCGGAGGUGCCUGCAGAGCGGUGAACUCUAAAAGUUUGAGUUUUCGUCGUAUCUUUUUAUACGAUGAUUAAUCGUGGCUUUUAAUGUAAUUUCGUCAUUUACGUUCUCCGAUGCGGAACGUUUUUGAUCCGCAGAAAAAAUCAGCGGUCGCACAAAUCGUUCAAAUAUAUAGGAAUCGAGUUGGAGUGCUCGGGGUAUUUCAUGCACGGUGAUAAAGUUUCCGGAGUGCAGUUCGAGGUGCGGGUGAAGUUGCUUGUUAAAGUUGACGACGAAAUUUCCUAAGCAAAAUGAUAAACUUAAGGUGAGAGUCGCGGAACGAACGCUGCGUGCUUUCCGACAUUUUCGUUUCAUCCCCCGUAAUCGUCUACGUUUCGGGGCAACUUUGGUGCACGCGGAUUAUCGCGCUUCGUUCAAAUUUUUCCCGCGCAACUUGCUGCAUCCUGCGGUGACGUCAUGGCCGGAAUUACCUCCAGUCGGAGGAGCACCAUCUCCACAGUUUUUCUCAUCCUGUCAGUACUGACGCAGGCACUGGCAGCGGAAGAGAAGCAAGUGGACACCGAGGAGGGAGCGACGAUAUUGUUACCGUGUCGGUUUACGCCACCGAGUCAAAAAGCCACGUACUUUUGGCUGAGGCACGCGCACGAUCAGCACGACAACGUCGCGGUGAGCGAAAACUCGCUGGCUACCGACUACGAGCUGUUCAACAAGCCGGAAGACGGUAAAUACGACCUCAAGAUCAGGAACGUCUCCUACGAGAGGGACAAUGGGAAGUUCGAGUGCCGAGUGAAGGUGGGAGGAACCGGGGCUGACCUCCACUACGAGGUGACGACGUUAACGGUUCUAAGGGCGCCGGGUCCUCCGGUGAUCUCACCUAUAUCGCCACCGGCAACUGAAGGCAAGCGGCUGGAACUCCAGUGCAACACCAAAGGUGGAAGUCCCGAACCCCAAAUUACGUGGUACCAGGUUGGGAGGAACGAGCCCCUCGGCAAAGAGCGGACUCUGGUCCUUACGCCGACGAAGGAAUACGAUCGGGCGAACUUCCGGUGCACGGUCUGGAACCGGGCCAUGUCAAAGGGCCACACCCUGGACGCGACGGUUACCUUGAACGUCAACUACUUCCCGCGGGUCACGGUUGGCCCUGAGAACCCGCUCAAGGUCGAGGCGAACGGGACCGCCACCCUUGUCUGCGACGUGGACUCGAAACCGACGGUCGGCUCGGUCAGAUGGAUGCGGGACAGCAGCUUCAUCGCGACGACCUUCCGCCACGUGAUACCAAAGGUGACACUACAGGACGCAGGGACCUAUUCCUGCCAAGCCGACAACGGGCUGGAACGCAAAGGCGAAAACUCACUCACCCUGGACGUCCUUUAUCCCCCUACGGUCGCCAUUGAAGGUGGCUCGAUCCGCGACGCCGACGUGGAGGACACCCUGACCGUGCACUGUAACGUGUCCGCAAAUCCGACACCAUCGAGCAUCGAGUGGUCCAGGGAAGGUCGCCCGGAGUUUCGACAGUCCGGCAACAUCCUUAGACUGACAAGAGUCACCGCUGACCAUGCCGGUAACUACACCUGCAGAGCCGUCAACAAUAUCCAUCCCACCGGUGGCGAGUUCAAGGAGCAUUUUGCAUCAGCUUCGGUCGUCAUUCGCGUUCGACACAAGCCAGGACCAGCCAGGGUCACUCCGGACUCUCCGGUCGCCGCUGAAGGAUCCCGCGUAAUACUCACCUGCAUGGCUAUUCCUUCCGGGUGGCCCGAGCCGCAGUACAAAUGGUGGAAGGAGGGCGAGAGCCCACGUGGUCUAUCUGGCGAAAUGUUCGGACCCAAGUACGUCAUCGACUCCGUUCAUCUGGGCAGUGAGGGCACCUACAAGUGUCUCGCCAUGAAUGAAAUCGGCAACGGAGAACCCGCUUACGUCAAACUCACCGUGCACCAGGAACCCAAGUUUCUUACCAAACUUCAGCCCCAUGUUACGAGAAUUGUGGGAGAGUCAUCGUUCUCGGUGUCUUGCACAGCGAAAGGUAAGCCAGAACCGAUCGUCCACUGGCUGAAGGAUGACGAGGAACUGACUGCGGGGACGGGUCUUUACGACGUGAGCACGAAGCCGAUGGGAGGAAGGAGCAACCUGACGACGGUGCAGUCGACCUUGAGUUUCGUGGGUUACUCUCGUCCGCAAACGGACAAGAUAAUCCCCAGUGACCGAGGCAAGUACACCUGCGUCUUUGAGAACGAGGUGAAGAAAGUCGAGUCGACGAUGAUGCUGAAGGUGGAGCACGCGCCGAUAGCCGUUCACCAGCACAACAAGGUCGCCUAUAAUCUCAAACAGACCGCAGAAAUCGCGUGCAAGGUCCAGGCCUGGCCCAAGCCCGAAUUCCAAUGGAGCUUCGGCACGAAUACGGCCCCGCUUCAGAUGUCGAGCGACGGUCACUACGAGAUCACCACCACCUUCGACAACUACGACGUCUACACGUCCAUUCUCAGGAUGACCGACAUCCGGGAGCGCGACUACGGUGACUACAAUUGCCGCGUCGCUAACGGCCUUGGAACCAUCAACUCCACCAUCCGUCUCCAGCCGAAAGGUGCUCCGGAGAAACCGACCAAGAUAAGCGCCAUGGACGUCGGCCCUUCCUACGUAGUCCUUCUCUGGGAACCCGGCUUCGACGGCGGGCUUCCGAACACCAAGUACUUCGUGUCCUACCGGCGAGCCGCUGGAGGCGACGAAGUCGUCGCCUCGGACUGUGCGGCACCCAGAGGACCGGCCGGCCAGUGGCUCGAGACGGACUGCCAAGGGUCGAAUCCCUGUAACGUGACCAGUCUGGACCAGCACCAGACGUACUCGUUCAAGGCGAAGGCCUACAACGCCAAGGGGGAGAGCGACUACUCGGAGGAGAUAAGCGCCACCACCUCCGUCGCGAAGAUUCCGUCGCCCCAGAGGGUUAGCUACGACCCGGAGGACGGGUCCCUCAAGAUAUACGUCGGGCCCACUUGUCUGGCCCUCGUUGCCGCCGUUGAGAAAUCCGAGGGAUCCGCCAACACUUGGAGGCUCGUUACCUUCUGGCAGCUCGAGGUACUCGGAAGUGACGCAACCAUGCGCGAUGGAAUUCUCGACCUCGAUGCUGCCGUCAACGAAUCUCCUCGUGUCAGGGUCAGGCUGUGUCUUAAAGCUGAUCACCAGAAGUGCGGAGAGUACACCGACGCUGAAUUCGGUCCGUCCUACAUUGCACAGUCCGGCACAUUGGCGACGCCAACGUUGAUCGCUUUGGUGGUAAGCGGAGCAGUUUUCCUACUGUUCGCAGCGUUGCUUCUGCUGUUUUGUCGAUGCCGACGAAAGCACGCGGCGAAAGCGAAGGACUACGAAAUGGACUCGAACGCAGUAAGGCCCAGCCUCGUCACCGGAAAUGGCCAGCAGACCCAGGCUCCGCCGCCGUACUACGCCGAGAAUAAGGCCCUCGAACACAGCCUGGACCUUGCCUUGGCUCUCGAGGAUCCAAAAAGUCCCGCCUACGCUCAGCCCGGCUACGGAUACCAUCAGCCGAACCACAACAUUAACGGUGAGAAUGGAGUGAACAUGGGCUACAUGGACAACAGCUAUUCGAACUCGAACAACGGAGGCUCGGUCAAUUCCCAGGACUCUUUGUGGCAGAUGAAACGGGCAGCUGCGAAUGGCGGAAAUCCUCCCUACGACCCGAUGCAACAUGGUGGAUACGGAACCACGGACCCUGACUACGCGACCUACCCUCAUCUCACUCAGCACGAAGAUUACAGGGAGAGUUACAACCCCAGCCGACAGGAAUUCUGCCCCGAUCCCUACGCGGCUGUCGUCAAGUCCAAGAAGCACAUGGACUCCCCGUACCACGACGUGUCGGGUCUACCGGACCCGUACCUGGAGGGUCUCGACGAGGACGCGAAGCCGCCACAGCACGUGAGUCUCUCCUACGACGAGAGUCUGGAGUCCGGAUACUCGACCCCGAACAGCCGCGGCCGUCGGGUGAUCAGGGAGAUAAUCGUCUGAGGACAGCCCACCGGCCCGCGAAACCCGCGGACCACCUGGCUAUAGCAGCGGGCCCCCCACCCCCAGCUCCUUGCCCGUCACCCGCAGCACCAGAUGGAGAUCGUGAUCGAGAAUCCGCGGGAGUCUUCUUCGCGGCACGCGCUUCCGCCGCCGGAGUACUUCGCGAGCCUCGCUAGCCAACGACUGCAGCUGGGUGGUGGGGGCCCGGAGCUGGAGGGCCCGACGCCCGUCAGACGCGUCGACCGUUCGGGCCUGCUGGAGAUGCCUGUCCCAAAUCGCCUCGAGGCCACGCCGCCGAGGCGCGUCGAUCGCUCGGGCCUUCUCGAGUCCGUAUCUGAGGUCCCAUCGACGGAGGACCGCGUUGCCUACGCCAAGGCGCGGCUAGCGGGGCCCGUUACGGAGGAGCGCCACCUGACGGGAGCCGAAAGGGGCCCGAAUUCGACAAUGACUUUGGGCCGGCUGAGGGGCCGCGAGAAGCGCGGCAACGCCGAGUCGAGAGCCGAGGAGGAGGGGGGCGGCUGCUUCGGGGUCGUUUCGAGAGGCAAGCCGGCCGUCCAGGCCCCGGACGGGCCCCCGACGCGACACGUCGAGCAAAUGGUCGCCAGGUUCAGUCCCGUUCGGACCCCGACGCCGUCGGAAUUAAAGUCGCGCGGAGAGGCGCUCGGCGGGCUCAGUCCCAGGCCCAGAAACGGGGACCGACUCGCGUCCUCCGCCGCGCUGUCCAUUCCCGACGUCAUCGAGGCCCACGAACCACCACCAACCAGCAAUGGGACCGGAAACGGGGGACCCAGAACGCCCGGAAGCGACGGUGCGCCCGAAGGGGAACGCGCGGAGGCCGAAGGAUGCGAACACACCGCCAUAGAGAGCCUUGAGGAGGGGAGAGUCUCGUUCAAGGGGCAGAAGAAAGUGCUGCAGCAGAACGAUAAUAGUAUACAGACACUUCGGGUUAUUAUAUUGUCGGAACAGUUGUGAUCGGAGGAAGGAUGAUGGGGUGGUUAGUGUGGUUUUUAUUUUAUUUUUUUUUUUGUUUUCAAAACUGUUUUUCUCUUUGUUGCAUGACGGUAGUAACUGGUUAAUUAAUCGAUCGACGGUGAAUAUCGAUUUUCUUCACCGUCGUCGUUUUCGAACUGGUUUUAUUGUUGAUAAACUAUUAACGCGAAUGAGGGAGUUAAAAGUAUACCUGUAAUAAUAUUAAUAGUGAAAACGAAUUAUUAAAGGAGGAGAAACAAAUGUAUAAUAUCUAAAUAUAGUAAAUCGGAGACAUAAAGAAGGAGGUAAAUAAAAAAAUACUGUGACGAUGUCUUAACGAUGAACUAUUUUACUGUUAAUGAUGAGCUGUUGUUCGCACGGUAAUAAGUCAUAAUAAUAUCAAUACACCAUGGUGUCGGGGGUGUGCGCGCAAAACCUUCUCGAUUUAUUUUUUGUAACAAAAUUGCUUUUUCAAGCUUUAAUGUUAGUUUCACGAGCACGGAUUUUUGAUGCGAAACAGUUACUUUGAAAAAUGUACGUCUUACGCCAAGUAUGUUUCAGAUCAUAUCGUAAAGUUUCGUGAUAAUUUUUUUUUUCCGAAACAACUCGGUCGCUCUCUUUUCCUUAUCUCAAUCCUCAGCUAAUUUUUGAACAAAAAAAAUGAAUGUGAAACAAAGUCAUUGGUAAUUUCUUGCAUUUUAUUCGAAAAAGAAUUUGUCUCGAAUUUGACAAGUUUUCGAUGCGCACUCCCGAUAAUAAAAUAACAUGUUAAUAAAUCAACAAUGAAUAAUUUCGGUGACAUAAAUUAUAUCGUAUCGUAUUCAAAAACAAGAAUAUAAAUUUAAAUUAACAAAUUAAGCCGAAAAAUUGAUUGUGAUUUGAAGAAGACGCACGUACCUAUGUAUAUAUAACUAAAAGAAUUGAGGCUGCAAUGUCGGAAACACGUUGGAAGAUAACAAAUUGUACGUUAUACAUAAAACUUGGUGCGCGUUGAUAUGAAAGUGAUUAUCGAUUAACUAUACCUAAUUCAAAUUAUUAUAUCGAUGGAAGUACCUACCUAUAUAAAUAUAACUAUUACAAUGAAAAGACUGCCAAAGCAGAGGCGAUAUUAUAAAUAUAUAUAUACAUACACAUAUUUUAAUUUAGUUUCUAUCAAGCGAUCGAAAAUAUGAUUAUCUCGUUAUUGUUGCGAUGCUGGCUUCUGAUCCAUAUUUUAUGUAUCUAAAUUCCACACGCUCUUUUCCCUCUAUUUUUGCGAUUUAAAGACAAACGAAUACUCAAAAGUUAUCGUAACACUGCGACAAUAUCAAUGGAAAUACAGACGCGCCUUUGAAAAUUGAAAAACAUGAAGCGAGAACGAUGACAAAAAAAAAGCUUCGCCUCACGGGUCACAGACUAGACGCAAAAAAAAAAAAAAAGAGAAGUCGUGCUCGCGAAAACGAUGAUGAGCGUCUAUCGAGAAAAGCUUUGACCGCGGUUCAGGUGAACAACCCGCAAGCUCUCAAGACUCAGCGCUAAGCUGCUCAACCAGUUAGUUUCGAAGUGACUUACUCACGCUAUUGGAGAGGGUAUCAGCGAAGUUCUCGCCGCAAACCCUUCACUUCCGGUUCCUGUGCCUCUUCUCGUUGACAAAUGCGUGUAAUCGCGUCUUUAGCACUUUGACUUCUCUUCUCAAACUAUAAUUAUAGUUCGAUUUUUUUGUCGUAAAACAAAGAGGCCGAUUAAUUUUUUUUUUCAUUUCGGGCAAAGUCGACUCCAGAAUCUUGAGUUUGCCCGAAAUUUUCAGCAUGUAAAAUCCUUAGUAUUUUUAUUAUCAUUUAUCAUCGUCAUUCCUGUAUAUUUCCCCGUCAGAAUGAAAAAUUUCUGGAAGCCAGCAAUUACGCAACGAUCCGUGAAAAUCCCGUGUAUUUUAUACUUUUAUAUCGUGAGCGAAGCUGUGAGAUUAUAACUGUGAAUAAACGUAUUCGAGGAAUGAUUGUGCAGAACGAUCGGUUGAUUGAUUGAUCGCGGUCUCGUUGCGAAUAAAAUAAAAUAUGCUAUUGCGAACAAAGCGAGAAAGUUAAUUACCGCGAGUAAAUGGAUGUGUAAGUAAAAGAAAAAGAAAAAAAAUUGUAUUUAUCAAUGUCACGUGAUUAUGUACAGUCUAUGUAUCUGAAUGUGGGCAAUAUAGUGUUUGUAUAUGUAACAUAUAGGUAUAUAUAUAUAUAUAUAUAUUAAUACGGUUAUUACGAAUUAAUACGAAUACGGUAGCUGCUACGACGAAACUAUUACACGAUCUCUUAUUAAACCACGAUCACUGAUAUAUACAUAUAGUACCUAUUUACAAACGCGUAGACAUUUAUACAACACGUUUCAAACUUACACUUACGCACGAUGUACGAGAUUAAUUCGAGCCGAAGCGAUGGAAUUUUCCUGUUCCUUGUCUCCUCGAGAUAGAUGACGAUUAAACGACGAGAGAAAACGAAUUUUCCGAGCCAUACCGACUCUGAAUCAUUCGCUUGACGCGGUUGAAUAUUAUACAUAUAUUACACACGUGUACCACAUUAUAUAUAUAUAUUUCAAAGUAUUUUGUGUAAAUAUUAUUACGUAAAGAGUAUAAAUAGGAAUUAGGGAUAAUACUUAAUUAACAAUUAAGGCUCAAUGUGUUCUUAAACCGUAUACUUAUACUUAAUCUAUAAAAAAAUUUUCACUAAAUCUCCCAACAUUUUACAUAUAUAUGCGCGUGAUUGUUGUGUCUCACUCACUAUUUUUCUCGCUCCGUUUCUCUCUUUUUUCUAUUUACACGCAUGUCUGCAUGCGCUUUGCUACGGCCCGAAUUAAUUAAUUAACACAUUAUGCGAUAGUGUGAAGAAACCUAGCUCGUCGACACAUGCUUGGAAAAAAAAGUAUUCGAAACACUGUUAUAUUCAGUACAAACCGUUUUCGUAUUUCAUUUUAUCAUUUUAAAAAAAAUUUUGCGGUUCUUUUCCGUUGGGAAAUCUUCAACACUCAUGACAUAUGGUAAAUUAAUUGAAAUUGAAAUUUUUAUCUCUGUUUUCCUUACGUUGUUAUCGAUGUAAGAAAAAAAAUUUUAAUUUCUAUCCAUUAUCGCGAUGUAUUAUAAUUACUCCGAAAAAUCGAACAAAGUAAGAUAAUAAAAUCAGAGAAUUAUUGUUUUACAUUAUAAUUUCUAUUGUUUUUGAAUCACCGUUGUAUUACGAAUGGUACGUAGGAACAAAUUGACGAAAUAUUAAAAAAAGAUUAUAUCGUGAUACUUUUUCAAACACGUGAUCUCAUAUAAUGUUAUUAUUAUAUAUUCUUCGCUAUUUACAUUACGGGGAAUGAAUUUUUUUCUUAUAUAUUCAUUUGUGGACGCAUAGAAGAAGAUACAAGAACGUUACUUGGUGCCGGUAUUUAUACUUAAAACUUCCCAAACAAAUUUUUGACAAAUCAACGGAUAAUAUUUUUGCAGACAACUUGAAAAAGCAGUGAUCAAAAAUUCAUGCAAAUCGAAUGCUAGAAAUUGGUUUGGAACUUUACCGCCGUGAAAGUCUUCUGAAAAAGGUAUGCGAAAGUAAGAAAAAUACGAGCAUCGGGUUCUCGUCUUAUCACAAACUGACAAAUGCGUAGUCGAGAGGAUGUCUUUGAAUUUGUGUUUUUUCAAGAACUUUGUUUCUCAUAACGAUAUUCACUAGGCAAUAAUACUAUUGGCUUAUAAUAUAAA
Molecule: messenger RNA, 9417 nt
Organism: Neodiprion fabricii
Lineage: Eukaryota; Metazoa; Arthropoda; Insecta; Hymenoptera; Diprionidae
Gene: ed
Product: hemicentin-2-like
Exons: 7
Coding region: 1191-4745 (1184 amino acids)
Biological process (GO): cell-cell adhesion
Cellular component (GO): cell-cell junction
Molecular function (GO): cell adhesion molecule binding
Source: RefSeq, a predicted model, not a curated record